AUGAGAACGUCAGAGUAUCGACCACGUGAUUGGGCUGGUCAACAUACGAAGCAUAUUUUUUCUUGUUACGGCUGCUUAGCAUCUCUCUCACUUGUGAACUUUCAAGUUACGUCUUCAAACCAUCUUGUCCAACUGGUACGACCCAACUUGAAAGGGGAUUUUCAAAACAUUCAAUCACCUUUGCGUGAUGAUUACAAUGACGAUGCUUAUCAUAAUCGUUCGGGAGAUACUGAUGAUCUCGAGAGUUCAGUUGUUGAAAAUGGGGCUGGACAACCACUUUAUAAUGCUGAGAUCUAUGGAAGUCUUCGUAAAGGUGGCGCAGUUAACCUUUUUUCCAAAGAUUGCGCGGGUCUUGUAGCGGCUACAUUUUCACUCACGUUUGCGGUUGAAUGUAUUUCUGGUGUUAUCCAACCCAUGCUUUAUGACCAUUUUGAUCUAACACCCGUUGAAGUCGCUGCUAAUUUGCGAAUCUCGACUCUACCAGAGUCGUUCUGUUUUUUUGCUGGAUUAGUAUCGGAUAGUUACCCAAUUUUUGGCUAUCGUCGGAAAAUGUAUGUUAUAAUCGGGUUAGCACUUUCAGCAUUGAGUUUGUUUGCUCUUUCCGGUGUGGAUGGAUACCUUGGUACUUUGAACAAAAAAAGUGCGUCGAAUGGUCUAAUUGCGACCAUUAUCGCAUUUGCUACAUUAGCCAGUGCUGGAAAUGUUAUAGCGUUCAUAGGUGUUCAGACUCGACUGCUUGAACUAACGCAGCGUGAACCAUUAGGCAUGCGUGGGUACAUUACUGGAACAUACUUGAUCUUUCGAUGUGCUAUAUACAUGUUAACAGACGUGAUUAUAUACGUCUGUUCAAGCGCUACGGUCCAUCGAAGUAAAUCAUUACUAGUGUUUGGAAUUGUCGUGGUCAUCUCAAUUCCAAUUGUUUGGAAAACUUGGCAUGAAAAAUAUUAUUCACUGUCUACGCCUAUGAGCACUCGUGGUCAAAUUCUCUGGCGUAUAAUGCAACAAAAGGCAGUAUGGAACAUUCUGAUCUUCUUAUGCAUCUUUACACUCUUUAGUGGCAUUGUUUUUACCGCUCCUUCAGCUAUUCUAAGUGUUUGGGCUGGAGCUAGUGGCGACAAAUUGAUUGUAAUUCAAGUGAUGUAUUAUGGUACUAUGUUGGUUACAAUGGCAGUAUGGCGUCAAUACUUUAUGAAUCGACCCUGGCGACUUUUCUAUGGUAUGGCAACAGUUCUUUUGAUUGUUCCUCAAUCGGUGGUCGCCAUUUUAGUAUCACAAGAUAUUUUACGAGAUCGGUAUUUCUUUCGUCUGAUGACUCUUUUCACGAGUGUCUCAGCUGCCAUGGGAUGGUUAGCUAGUAUGGUUCCAUUGACAGAAAUCCUUCAAGAAGGAUCGGAAGGUGCUAUGUCUGGAUUGAUGUUGUCUUUGUACUUUUCGGUUAAAUUUUUCGUUAACACGAAUGGGCAAGGGCCUUUUAGUGGUUCGAAUUUUUUCGAAGCUAGCGAAGUUGCGCUGGACCUUCCUGCUGCACGUACUGACGUGAUACAAAAGCUGGAUACACAACAACUUCGUGCCUAUGGAGGGUACACCAAGUGUGCUAGUGCUGUUAUUGCCACCUUUCCAUUGGUUCUGUUUUUGUAUUCCGUCGUUGUAACUAUCUUGACGCUAAUCCCAUCAACAUCUUGUUUGUCUAUUGCUGGAGGAGACGGGUGCUAG
Molecule: messenger RNA, 1713 nt
Organism: Plasmopara halstedii
Lineage: Eukaryota; Oomycota; Peronosporomycetes; Peronosporales; Peronosporaceae
Product: Major facilitator superfamily domain, general substrate transporter
Exons: 4
Coding region: 1-1713 (570 amino acids)
Source: RefSeq, a predicted model, not a curated record